Messenger RNA from Melanaphis sacchari, 1527 nucleotides. Its product is annotated as trypsin-1-like. The record is from RefSeq and is a predicted model, not a curated record. NCBI's taxonomy places the organism in Eukaryota, Metazoa, Arthropoda, Insecta, Hemiptera, Aphididae. The transcript has 7 exons. The coding region runs from base 316 to 1305 and encodes 329 amino acids. Gene Ontology annotation, molecular function: serine-type endopeptidase activity. Gene Ontology annotation, biological process: proteolysis.
UACUCGCGUCCGGUCCGCUGGCGGGUGCACUUUCUUUCCGCCGCCGCCGCCGCCUUCGUCUCCGUCUCAGUGGCAGCGACUCGCAGUACGACGCGAUAACUCGGUUUAGUGUGGUGCACACGGCUCGCGUUGGAGGUAACCACUUACCGCGGUGUGUAAAUACGCGCGUCGCGUCCGGAACGCCGUCACGUCGCAAGGCCGGCCGCACGCUCGCCAGGUACGCCGAUCGCCACUGGUCGCUCGCUCGGACGGACGGACGGACGGACGCUCAGACCGCGGCCAACGCGCGUUUAUGGUGCACGGCCGCCGCCGACGAUGCGGUCGCAGCAGCUGCAGCUGAUGGUGGUGCACGUGUGCAUGCUGACCGCCGCCGUCGCCUCCACCGUCGGCCACGGAUCGGCCACCGCCCCGGCGGCCGCGUCCACGGAUGAUGACGAUGACGGCACGUCCAGACCCGACAGACAAGACGACAAACGAAUAUUCUUUGACGACAUAUUCGGUUCGGUCAGCUACGAACCCGAGGAGAAGUUACCAGUGUCCAAUUGCACUUGCAAUUGCGGAGUGCCAAACCAAGAAAUCCGUAUAGUGGGCGGCCGUCCCACCGGAGUGCACAAGUAUCCAUGGGUAGCGAAACUCAUGUACGAAGGUCAUUUCCACUGCGGUGGAUCACUCAUCAACAGCGAUUACGUGUUAACCGCAGCUCAUUGCGUCCGAAAAUUGAAAAAAUCUCGUAUACGUGUGAUAUUCGGCGAUCACGACCAGAGCACGGCGACCGACGGUGAAACGAUGACCAGAAUGGUAUCUUCGAUCGUGCGUCAUCGGAACUUUGACGUGAACUCGUACAACCACGACGUGGCUCUAUUACGACUGCGGAAGGCGGUACCGUUCUCCAAAUCAGUGCGGCCGAUAUGUUUACCGUUAGCUACUCGCGAACCAUCCGGAAAAGUGGGAACCGUGGUCGGUUGGGGACGUUUGUCGGAAGGUGGAAAUUUGGCGGACGUCGUGCAAGAAGUUCAAGUACCUAUCCUGUCGCUAGCGCAGUGCCGGGCUUCAAAAUACCGACCACAGAGAAUCACCGCCAACAUGAUUUGCGCCGGAAAGGGUGUUGAGGACUCUUGCCAGGGUGACAGUGGAGGACCUUUGUUGAUAAACAGCGAAACCGAUGACAAAUUGGAAAUAGUUGGCAUAGUCUCUUGGGGCGUCGGUUGCGGUAGACCCGGUUACCCGGGCGUGUAUACCAGAGUUACAAAAUAUUUGGAUUGGAUUCAAAAGAACAUGCGAGACACUUGCGCAUGCAUUAGAUAAUGGCCGGAAUUAUUGCAGUACGACAUUGGCAUAUUGUUCGUGACAAAUUACGUAUAAAUUUUAGUCCUACGAGUAUUAUAUAUAUAUAUAUACAUAUAAUACGUGUAUUGUACACAUUAUAUCGUGUUAUUACUUAACAUCUAAGUAUUUAAAUUAAAUUAUUUAUUUGAUCUUGUAUUUUUUUUUUCUUUUCGUUAUAUACUAUGUGUUCACGAACAUUUA